Molecule: messenger RNA, 5476 nt
Organism: Chelonoidis abingdonii (Abingdon island giant tortoise)
Lineage: Eukaryota; Metazoa; Chordata; Testudines; Testudinidae
Gene: ST14
Product: ST14 transmembrane serine protease matriptase
Biological process (GO): proteolysis
Cellular component (GO): membrane
Molecular function (GO): serine-type endopeptidase activity; protein binding
Source: RefSeq, a predicted model, not a curated record
UGUGAUCACACACAGAGAGCGACACAGCCACACCUUGAAACUACCUGAGCCCAAGGAGAAGGGGAGGAAAACUCCAGACAAACAACAUCAGGAGGAGAAAAGGGGAAGGGAAGCGAACCGAAGUGCAGGACCUAAGUGGGAGGGUAACCUAAGGGGCAAGGAAGUGCUGUACUCAGAGACCCUUGUCGUUCCCACAACUGGCUUCACCUGGUCGGCGAGUUUCAGCUGAAACUGAUCAGCCAUGGACUCAGGUUCCUGAGCUACUCAGCCACCAGGAAGGACUUUGUACACCGCAGCAGGAACAACAGCUCUGUGCGCUGGGAUCGAAAACGUUGAAUUGUUUGGGGUGCAAAUUCCAUCCCCACGAUUUCUCAGACCUCCCUAAAAAAAGAGGCGGGGGAGGAAACCAUGAAGAACCAUCGGCUUUCCGAAGAAAGAAAAAUGAAUGAUUAUCAACUUCCCCCAGGACAGAAACUGGAAACCUCGGAUUCAGGGCUGAAGUACAACAAUAGAAAAGAGGAUAUAAACGGCCUGGAGGAGGGGGUGGAGUUCCUCCCCACCAUGAAUGCCAAGAAGGUGGAGAAACGCGGCCCAAAGCGAUGGGUGGUGGUGUGUGCUGUGCUGCUCGUCUUUCUGCUCGUCUCCCUCAUCGUCGGCCUCCUGGUGUGGCACUUCAAAUACCGGAGAACCCCUGUCCAGAAGGUUUACAAUGGCCACCUAGUGAUUGUGAAUAUGAACUUCAUUGAUGCCUACGAGAACUCCAGCUCCCCCGAGUUUGCCGUGCUCUCGAAGAAGGUGCAGCAGACGAUCGAGGAGAUCUAUAAAAAUAACCGAGACAUUGGCCCUUAUCACAAGAAGACAGGAAUAACUGCAUUCAGUGAGGGCAGUGUGAUUGCCUAUUACUGGUCGAAGUUCAUCGUCCCGGCAUACAGGGCCGAGGCGCUCGACAAGGCUAUGGCUGACAAGCAGAGUCUGAUCCAAACGGUGGACUACAGGGCACGGAACCCUGUGCUGCAAGUCAAUUCGAUUGUUGCUUUCCCUGCUGAUUCCAGUAUAAUGUGGUCACAAAGAGACAAGAGCUGCAGUUUUGCCCUACACGCCAAGGAAGGUGAGAUCACGAGCUUCACUACCCCGGGUUUUCCCAACAGCCCGUACCCGAACAAUGCUCGUUGCAUUUGGGUCCUGAGGGCCGACGCUGACUCUAUCAUCAGCCUUACCUUCAAGACCUUUGAUGUGGAAGGCUGCAGCGAAGGGAGCGACUUUAUCAGGGUCUACAACUCCCUGAGCCCCGUGGAACCUCACACCCUUGUGACGCUGUGCGGCAGUUACCCUCCAUCCUACAACCUGACCUUCCUGUCCUCCCAGAAUGUCAUGCUGGUCAUGCUGAUCACCAAUGCUGAGGGGCGGAAUCCUGGCUUCAAGGCAGAGUUCUUCCAGCUCCCGAAGGCUAAAACCUGCAGCAAGACUUUGAAAGGACAAAGUGGAACCUUCACCACCCCUUACUACCCGGCCCACUAUCCGCCCAACACAGAUUGUGUCUGGGACAUAGAGGUUCCAUCUACAAAGAACGUGAAGGUGCGUUUCAACCUGUUCUACAUAUUGGAACCUGGUGUCCCGGUCAGUUCCUGCACCAAGGAUUAUGUGGAGAUCGGCAAUACCAAGUACUGUGGCGAGCGCUCCCAGUUUGUGGUGGCAAGUAACAACAACAAAAUCACAGUCCGGUUCCAUUCAGACCAGUCGUACACAGACACUGGCUUCUCGGCAGAGUUCCUGUCUUACGAUUCCAGUGACCCCUGUCCUGGCAAGUUCACCUGCAACACUGGCCGCUGCAUUGAUAAAGUCAUGCGCUGCGACGGCUGGGUAGACUGCACGGAUGGCAGCGACGAGCGCUCCUGCAAUUGCACCAAGGAGCAGUUCAGGUGUAAUAACAGCUGGUGCAAGCCACGCUUCUGGCUCUGCGACGGUGUGAAUGAUUGUGGGGACAACAGCGAUGAGCUGCAGUGCAAAUGCCCAGAUAAGAACUUCAAGUGCAGCAAUGGGAAAUGCAUCCCUGAAACCCAGAAGUGUGACGGCAAGGACGACUGCGGGGACGGGAGCGACGAGGGCACCUGCAGCAGAGUGGUGUCUGUCGCCUGCAAGGAUUACACCUACAAGUGCCGCAACAGCGUGUGCCUGAGCAAGACCAACCCGGAGUGCGAUGGGACAAAGGAUUGUGCUGAUAACUCGGAUGAGGAGAGCUGUGACUGUGGCAUCCGCUCUUACAGCAAGAAGACCCGGAUCGUUGGCGGGCAGGACUCGGAAGUGGGCGAGUGGCCGUGGCAGGUCAGCCUGCACGUGAAAGGCCAGGGGCAUGUCUGUGGAGCCUCGCUGAUAUCGGACAAGUGGCUGGUUUCAGCAGCACAUUGCUUCCAAGACCAGGGGACAAUCAGUUACUCGAACCCCAAGCUUUGGACGGCCUUUCUAGGGCUUCAUGACCAGAGUGACCGGAAUAACAAGAUGGUGCAAGAGCGGAGCAUCAAGAGCAUCAUCGCCAACACCCAAUUCAACGACUUCACCUACGACUACGACAUCGCUGUGCUGGAGCUGCAGAGUCCUGUCGAAUUCACCACCACUGUCCGGCCCGUCUGCCUACCUGAUGCCACCCAUGACUUCCCUUCUGGCAAGGAAAUCUGGGUGACUGGAUGGGGGGCCACCUCGGAAGGAGGUGCUGGUGCCACCAUCCUGCAGAAGGCAACGAUUCGAGUGAUUAACCAGACCAUGUGCAGCACACUGCUGAGCAACCAGAUAACACCACGCAUGAUGUGUGUGGGGAUCCUGACAGGGGGUAUCGAUGCCUGCCAGGGGGACUCGGGCGGGCCGUUGGUUAGCGUGGAGGACAGCAGCAGGCUGUUUCUGGCUGGUGUGGUCAGCUGGGGAGAUGGCUGCGCCCAGCGGAACAAACCAGGAGUCUACACUCGGGUCUCCAAGCUGCGGGACUGGAUCAAGAAGCACACCGGGAUCUAGGAGGGCUCCAGCAAGGGGCUCUAGAUCCAGAUGGACACACAGGGCAGGCGGUGCCUCUCGCGUUCGGCUCUGGGUCUCUUUCAAGCCGGUGGUUGAAGACACUCCCAGCUGAUGUGAAGGGAAUCGCGCGCGUGUGUGCGUGUGUGUGUCGUUUUCUCCCCUCCCCCAUGGGACUGGACCAGCGGGAUGCCUGGCCUGUUCGAAUGCAGGGGGGGAAGGAGUCGGCAGCUCGGAUCCUUCCCUGUAUUCCCUCCCCUCCUCCUUCAGGGAGCUGCCCCUAAUGUGAACUUAACCCCUACCUCUGGUGAGCAGGAACCUCUAAAGGGAGAGCGUAGGAAUCCCACCUCUCCUCCCAUCUCACCUCAGCAUGAACUGUGAUGGGCGGACGUUCUGGAGGGAGUGAGGAGAAAACCCUGCUCAUCCUAUCCAAAGGGACAGGGCUGCAGCAGCCACCAGGAGGUGCUGCACCAAGGACAUGCUUGUCCAUAUGUAAAGUGGGGCUGUGUAAUUGUGCGCGUGUAUUUCCAGAACUGCCCAGUGUCUAGCAGAGCUGGGUGUUUUUUAAAAAAUUUUAUUUUGAUGAAUCCUUUGUUUCCGACCCUGAAAUUGAUAUGCUGGUGAGAUGGAAAUUCCUUGUAUUCCAAUCUUCCACCUGCUCCUUCCGGCCUGUUGUGUCCAGACACCCGCUUAGAGGGCGCGGGAGGGAUAUGCAGCUUGAGUCAUCACUAAACUCCCAUUCAACCCCCACUCUCUGGUCCUAGCAGCCACCUAGGUCCGGUUUAGAUGGACUUUUAGAUACUCGUUUUUUUAACCAUGUUUUUGGUUGUUUUCAGAGCACGUUUAAUUGUGAGGAGCUCCAAUCCCCCCAACAAUGCUGCAUGGGGCAGGUUAGAUGUCUGUAUUGGUUGCCUACUGUUGAAUGACCCCCGCAAAAACUCCUCUCGAGGACUCCAAUAAAACACUUUUAUACAAGAGGUUUAAUAUCGAGAGGUAAAAUCUCCCCUGAUUGGUAGAUCUCAAAGCUGACCCUGCUUGCUGAGCACUAGGCUUGUGUACCUUGCGCACUAAGGGAUCUAUCACAUAGGGGGAUGGAUCUACAGAGCCUGCAUCUCCUUGUGAGGGGGGGGUCAUGCCUAAAUUUAAACACAGAGGUUUGGCCCACCAAUCUCAGCAUGCUGCUCAGAUCCAUGCAGGGCACUGCCUUCUGGGUCUUGAGGUUUCUCGGCGAGGUUCGUCACAGAUCCACAAGGAAAUGCACUGUAGCCUCUGUUGAGGGGCAUCUGGGGGUCACAUUGCAGAAUUCCAGAUGAGCCAGUUGCUAGUAAGUUGCAGGGUGAACUUUGUCGUCCCCCCCCCCCCCCCCCCGUCUUGUUUUUCACAAGAAUGGUUUAAAUGUAUCCACUGGAGAGUAUGUAUGUGUGCGCGCUCGCGCAUUAUCUCUCUUCUGACCUGUUCAAGGUCAGAUUGGCAUUGCCACAAUGUGCCUUAAUUGUAAGAAGUGAAGUGUGAUCUCGUUAGCUGGCUGUGAAACCCCACACCUGUCUAUGGGAUGUGAGUGCCUCCGUCCUUUACCUGGUUCUUUAGUCCUUGCAGGAGGCCGAAGCCUCAGGUACCAUAUGAGAUUGUGGAGACAAAGGGUCACACGGUGGUUGCUCUUCACGGUACCCCAAAGUAGGCCCCCAGGCAGUGCGUUGAGAUCCUGAGCAUGGGGAGGACCCUGUAGCUCUUAUGGGGACCAGUGGGAAGACUCUCUAAUGCCUUUGGGCAGGACGUAGGCAGGGCAUGGACUGGGCGUCCCAAAAGGAGACUUCUGGCUGCUUGGGAACAUGACUGCAAGCCCUGCUGUGUGUGUGUAGUGGUGAUCUAAUAGAAGUUAUUCUGUGGUUGGCUAGCAUCGCUAAGGGGACAAGGUGAGAGUAGAGACCUGUAGGUACCUGUGAAUGGCCCCUCUAGGAAUCUUUGGUACUUCCCUCCUCUUGCCAGUGCUGAGCCCUGAUCCUGGAAUUGCUGGCACCUGGCUCAUUGCAGGAUCAGGCAGCAAUCUGCCAGGAGAGAGCGGAGCUGAUAAGCGUGUAAAACCAUUUGCUUGUAUGAACAGCUUGCUGUAGCCCUAGUAGAGAGUGUUGCUGUUUUAGGAAAUGUCUCUGCCUGGCCCUGGUCCUUGAUGCAAGCUGGGCUGGGGUAAGGGGGGGAGAGGAGGUGCUUGAUGGCUUUUUAAUCUUUUAUUUUUUUUAAAAGGAAUGUUGCAAAAUGAUUUCAAAUGUGCUGAUUUUUGAUCUGGUUUCCUUCUGUAUAUAUUGCUCCCUACCGUAGUGUUGUACAUACUUCAGAGUGAAGGAAGCAGGCCUUUCCUGCUCAGCUUAACCUUCUUCUACACUUGUUUGUUGUAAAGUCACUUUUGUAAAGAUCUGAAUGAAAUGGAGAGGCUUGGAGAAAAUCUGUAUUAAACUGGGGAUUUUUGUAUUAUUCUGAA